Molecule: messenger RNA, 1577 nt
Organism: Hydra vulgaris (swiftwater hydra)
Lineage: Eukaryota; Metazoa; Cnidaria; Hydrozoa; Anthoathecata; Hydridae
Product: lysophosphatidic acid receptor 6
Biological process (GO): G protein-coupled receptor signaling pathway
Cellular component (GO): plasma membrane
Molecular function (GO): G protein-coupled receptor activity
Source: RefSeq, a predicted model, not a curated record
GAAGUUCAAGCCUCUGAAGAGCUCGCUUCGAACACUGAAUCUCUUGCUUAUAAAGCAAGCUCUCUAACCAAUGCGCCACAGCCGCACAAGAUUAGAGUUAGAGCUAGGGAUAGGUUUUACCUGAUUUGGUUCGUUAAUUAUCAAUCUGAUUUGGUUCAUUAUAUUUUGAAAAAUUUAAACAAAGUAACACUGAAGGUGAUCAUGAUAACUAAUUUUACUGAAGUCUCUACAUCUAGACCUUCAACCAUUGAAAACAUAACUUCACAACAGCUUCUAAUUACCGCAUUUACGCUAAUAUUAAUUACAGGAGUAGUUGGAAAUGCUUUUGUCAUUUAUACAUUUGGGGUUAAAAUCAAGUCAAAUCACCGUUCAACAACAGAGUUGCUAACUCUUUAUUUGGGGAUAAUAGAUUUACUGUCUUCGUUUCUUAACCCAUCUUUUUUUAUAUAUAUAACAAUAAUUGGUUAUCGUCGAUGGCAUUUUGGUAAAAUUGGUUGUCAAAUUAUUCCAUCUCUUGGUCCAAUAAUGACAUCCAUUUCAUCUGGUUUGCUCCUUAUAUUUGCAAUCGAUCGAUAUUUAGCAGUGGUGACUCCAUUUCGUCAAAAGUUAACACACAAGAAAGUAACUAUAGCCUUUAUUAUAGACAUUUUUUUGUCAAUCAUUGUUUAUUCCCACUACGCUUUUGCACUAAACUUUGAUCCAAAAUCAAAUAUAUGCAUUUUUCCAGAUGCAUCUGUAUAUAGUUUUGGAAUACCAAACUGCGUUAUUAUAAUUUUACGUUUGUCUAUAUUUGCAACGGUAUUUAGUUUUACUAACAUAAAAAUAUUUCAAGUUUUAAAAAAAUGCAACGUAAAUUUAACACGCAAAGAAAAUCAAGAAGAACGUUUUCAAAAGUUAAAAAAAAUAAUGAUUAUUUUACUUACAAUGGGAGUGGUAUUUAUUUUGCUCGUUUUCCCAAGAGAGUUGUUUUAUUUGUAUUACAACAUAUUAUGUUUUAAAACAAAAAAUUGCAAAGAGUCGUCUGAUACUUUAAGAGAAAUAAAUUCUUGGCUAAAAGUUGCUCAUACAGCGAAUAGCUGUGCUAAUGUAUUUAUUUAUUCACACAUGCUAACUGUAUACCGAAAACAAGUAUUUCGAACAUUUUCGAACUUAAGAAAACUCAAGAAAGUCUUUUCUCGUAAAACAUUUUCAGCUUUCCCAAAGUCAUUUAUAAACAAAAGAAGGCGGUAUUUGCCAUGCAAUUAUAAACAACAAUAUACAAAAGUACUUUUGAUACCCGAUGAAGAUUUCAAAGAUUCAAGUGAAGUUAUAUUUUUUCAAAGAGCUCAACAGUGGAAAUUUAAAAAAAUUAUUGUUUAAAAAGUAAAUAAAUAAAAGGUUUUCACAACAUAUAGUAAUUGUUAAAAUAUAGUUAAAACACAGGUACCUUAGGUAACAAACGGUAGAUUUUUGUUUUUGUAAAUGUUGUAAAAAUAUUAUAAUUAUCGGUUUUAAUUAAGGUGGUUUUCCAAAGCAGGUGUUUAGAACAAAAAAACAGUAUGUUUAUUAUAAAUUUCUAAUAUCAUCAUAAUGAUCAU